GUCGGGUCGGACGCAAAGUGUGAUGGGUGUCCGAAACGUGCACAAGCAGCUGUAACAAGUACCUCGACACCCAGAACAUCAACAACAACAGAGAUGGCCCCGCAUCGAUACAGCAACAUCGUCGCUGCGACCCUUAUCACUGGAGCAGCUGCAAUUAACAAUGGCCUAGCUGUAACACCUCCGAUGGGUUGGAACAAUUGGAACGCCUUCGGCUGCGAUGUCUCGGAAGACCUGUUGUACACAACCUCAGAUCAGAUCUUGGGUCUUGGUCUUCGAGACUUAGGAUAUGAUCACGUUGUGCUGGACGACUGCUGGCAAGAUGUCAAUGGUCGUGACAAGAAUGGCAAACUUCAACCCGAGCUCAGCAAAUUUCCCAAUGGCUUGAAAUCAAUAUCAGAUCAUCUCCACGGUCAAGGACUGAAAUAUGGCAUGUACAGCAGCGCAGGCGAGAUGACCUGUGCACGUUUCUCUGGAUCUCUCGACCAUGAAGUUGAUGAUGCCAACAGCUUCGCUGAGUGGGGAGUUGAUAUGCUCAAGUAUGACAGCUGUUAUCACAUGGGCAGGAUCGGAACACCCCAGAUCUCGUUCAAUCGUUUCAAGGUCAUGUCAGAUGCUCUGAAGGCCACUGGACGAAACAUCCUGCUCAACUUGUGCAACUGGGGAGAAGACUCGGUACAUACUUGGGGAAUGUCUAUUUCGAACUCGUGGCGCAUCACAGGCGAUAUCUACGACAGCUUCACGCGACCUGAUGAUUUGUGCGGCUGUAACACCAUGGCUCCUGGUGAUCCAUCCUGCAUCGCCCCUGGAACCCACUGCUCCGUCAUCUUCAUCCUAAACAAAGUCGCUCCAUUUGCGGACCGAUCCAUCCCAGGCGGCUGGAGCGAUCUCGACAUGCUCGAAGUCGGCCAAGGCGGCAUGACAGACGAAGAAUACAAAGCCCACUUCGCACUCUGGGCGGCGCUCAAGUCUCCCCUCUUCCUAGGCAACGAUCUCCGCUCCAUGCCGGCGUCGGCGCUAACCAUCAUCAACAACCCCGCCAUCAUCGCGCUCAGCCAGGAUCCCCAUGGCAGAUCGGUGACUCGAGUCCGCAGAGACACAAAGGUCGCCAAAGACCAGUACGGCGAGGGCGAGACGCACGUCUGGGCGGGCUAUCUGCACAACGGCGACCAGGCCGUCAUCCUUCUCAACGCUGCCGCCGAGGAUCUUGACAUGGACAUCUCCCUGUCGGAGAUCUUCACGCCCUUUGGCCCUCACGGGUCCGCACCUCACGUCAAGUACGACUGGGCCGUGCACGAUCUGUGGGCGCACCGCAUGGCCGAAGAGACUGCGGAGGAGUUGCUCGCUGCCACGUCUGAAGCGGAUCGCGCGGCCAUCUUGAAGAAGGUGAGCUGGUACAAUGCGACCGAGACGCCGUACGAGCAGGGUCUUCGCGAGGGUGAUGCCAGGCUGUUUGGCGAGAAGGUCGGUGUCGUCAAGGCUGGCGGCAGCUUGAAGGCACCGGUGAAGAGCCAUGCUGCGAAGGUGUUCAGGCUGAGGAGAAUUGCGAAGGAGGGCGAGAAGUUCCAGGGGAAGAGCAUUGAUCGUGUUGCCAAGGACGAGUUGUGAGGGGCCGGUACCCGUGGUCUGUUGUUGUAGAUGAGCACUUGUUGUUCUAGUACCUCAUGUGGGACGGCGAGCUGCAUAGAUUUAGACUUUCCUUUCGAUCAUGAGCUGCAUAGGCGGAGCAACGGUGUACAGUGCUAAUGGACAUGUGAUUGGGUAUAUGAAGGCUAUCAAGCUUUUCGCUAAACUUUAUGUACGUCCACCCGCCAUCUGUGGGCAACAUCUCUCCUGCCAUUACCUGCCCCCUCCCCCCUCUCCGCUCAGUAUUGUGCAAGAAGUGAGAAACCAGUCCACUUGUCUCGCGGGUCUGCCUAGGCUGCGAACUGCAUGCCCUCACCGACCUCGCUGAGCGCGGCCUGGGUGCCGCCGUACUCCUUGGGG
Molecule: messenger RNA, 1983 nt
Organism: Didymella exigua CBS 183.55
Lineage: Eukaryota; Fungi; Ascomycota; Dothideomycetes; Pleosporales; Didymellaceae
Product: glycoside hydrolase family 27 protein
Exons: 5
Coding region: 94-1605 (503 amino acids)
Biological process (GO): carbohydrate metabolic process
Molecular function (GO): alpha-galactosidase activity
Source: RefSeq, a predicted model, not a curated record